AUGGACCUUGUUCAUGGUAUUGUACAUCUACCGUCAUUGUUUCAACUGAGUUUUUUGCAGCCGUUCGUGGACGACGACCACCCGCUUCAGAGCCUUUUCCCCCCUCGCGUCUGGGCAAUCCGAAUCCCGGUCAUCCUCACUCUUCUUGGGUCGGCUGUUGUAGGGACGUUCCUUGCCAUGGUGAUGAUCAGAAGCAAUAGAAAGAAGGCGGCAAAGGCUAGAGCCGCUGCGGCCAAGAAGUCAAAAUGA
This is a messenger RNA of Cladophialophora bantiana CBS 173.52, 249 nucleotides long. RefSeq lists its product as uncharacterized. The record is from RefSeq and is a predicted model, not a curated record. Gene Ontology annotation, cellular component: endoplasmic reticulum membrane; dolichol-phosphate-mannose synthase complex. NCBI's taxonomy places the organism in Eukaryota, Fungi, Ascomycota, Eurotiomycetes, Chaetothyriales, Herpotrichiellaceae. Bases 1 to 249 code for a protein of 82 amino acids. The transcript has 2 exons. Gene Ontology annotation, biological process: GPI anchor biosynthetic process. Gene Ontology annotation, molecular function: enzyme regulator activity.